Molecule: messenger RNA, 1593 nt
Organism: Micromonas pusilla CCMP1545
Lineage: Eukaryota; Viridiplantae; Chlorophyta; Mamiellophyceae; Mamiellales; Mamiellaceae
Exons: 1
Coding region: 1-1593 (530 amino acids)
Source: RefSeq, a predicted model, not a curated record
AUGCUGAGGCGCGGGAUCGCGCGCGCGUCGCGCGCGCUCCCGCCGUCUCCUCUCCUCCUCCUCUCCCUCCAAGCGCGAUACCUCGCGACCGACGCGCCGCGCGCGCCCGCGCCGCCGUCGUGCCUGUACGCCCUCCUCGGCCUGGAUCCGGCGGGCGCCGCGUCGAGGCGAGACAUCAAACGCGCGUUCCGAGAGGUCGCCAAGCGCACGCACCCGGACGCGACGCGCGCGGACGACGCGGUCGCCGCGGAGGCGUUCGUCAGAGUCCUCGCCGCGUACGAGAUCCUCUCGUGCGAGAAGCGCAGGGCGCUGUACGACGCCGAGCGGCUCGACCGCGCGAGGCGGACGACGGACGACGAUCGCGAUCAGUCGUCGUCGUCGUCGUCGUCGCGUGGGCGCGCGCGCGAUGCCGCGGACGCGUUCGAGAAGUACUCGGACGUGUGGCGCGACUACAACGGCGCCGUCGACGCGCUCGUGCCGAAGCGCGCGCUCGCGGCGGAGCUCCGCCGCGCGCUCGAGUUCGUCGCGGAGGGGCCAGAGGUGGACGUCGACGCCGUUCGCCUCGGCGAGGAGUUCCCGCGCCGGUUCGAGACGGAAGAAAGCGCCACCGCGAAGGUCGUCGCGGACCGAGAGGGCGUGGUCGACCUCGCGCACGUCGUGUCCGGGCGGACCGUGCUCGCGGUGAUCAGGGAGGCGCGCGCGCGGGAGGAGAUCGGCGAGGAGAUCGGCGCGGAGGGGGCGAUGCGGGCGCUCGCGGGAGCGGUCGGCGGCGGUACAGCUGGCGCGGCGAACGAGGCGAACGAGGCGACCGAGGAGGACGACGCACAGCUGUGCGACGGCGGCGACCCCCCCGACGCGCGCCAUCGCCGCGGCCGCGACGACGCGAAGCUGGAGCUCGUCGUCGGCGGCAGGGUCGUCGCGAUCGCGACGAGACGCGACGCCCUCGGCGACGUCGUCGUCCGUCGAGCCCCGGACGCGACCGCGGACGAAGCCGUCCUCCGAGCCGCGUCGACUUCGUCGGGUGGAGCCGGCGACGCGUACCGUUCAAACUCCAUUUCAAACUCCGACGGCCUCGUGUGCGUCGUCUCCGCGCUCGACGGCGUCGUGACCGACGCGGGAGGGACGACGCGGCACAGGAUCGUCGCGCACGCGACGCCGGGGGUGACGCGCCUCGCGUGGAUCGACGCCGCCGCCGGCGUCGUCGUCGCGAAGGCGACCAGGGCGUGGCUCCCGCCGUCGGACGCGUGGCUGUUCGCGCCGAGGUCGCGGGACCACGACAUCGGGGGGUGGUACUUCGAGCUGAGAGGAGGACGCAAGGAAGAGGAAGGACUGUUGGGGGAAGGCGAGGAUGCGCGCGAUGAUGACGCGUUUCGCGCGGCGGGGCGGGAUUUCCGAGCGUUCGCGAAAGCGGCGGGGGCGGACCCGGACGCGGCGGCGCGGCGACGAAGGGACGCGGUGGCGCUUCCGCCCGCGGUCGCGCUGUUUUGCACCGCGUUUAGGCUCCUCGACAGGGAGCGCGGCGAGGCGCGAAGCGCCGGCGGCGGAGGCGCGGUGCGGCGGAUGUGGGAACGCGUCUUCGGUCGGCGGUAUUAA